AUGGCUUCCCAUUCUGCCGAAUAUCUCAGUCAGACCAAAGGCCCAAAGAUUAUUGGUGUCUUCUGGGUAAUGGCCGGUCUUACUUUGGUGAUGGUCGUUUCGAGAUUGUAUAUUCGAGCAGGUGUGUUGCGAAAUAUGGGAUCGGAUGACUGGCUGAUUGCAGCGUCGAUGGUUAUGAGCCUAGCAUACACCUCCUUGACAACAGUAAACGUCGCAUUCGGAUACGGCCGACACGCAGAUACUCUAUCCCCCGAACGUCUCGUCAAAGUAUCUCUGGUUAACUAUAUCGACUUCACGCUGGGCAUUGUCUCUUUCUCGCUUCCCAAACUCGCAGUCGCAGCCUUGUUAAAUCGCAUCGUGAACCCGAAUUGGUGGCAGAAAGCAGCUCUAUGGAUCUUGACUGGAUUGGUCGCGCUGACAUCUGGGGUUUGCAUUAUCGUGCUGUUUACCAUGUGCGAUCCACCAGAGGCACUGUGGGAUACGUCGUUGGUUAUGCAGGGUGCGACUUGUCGGAAUGUUUGGAUUUUGAUUGAUUAUGCCAUUUUUACGGGUGCAUUCUCUGCGUUUACGGAUCUGUAUCUUGCGAUUUAUCCGAGUGUUAUUCUCUUGCGACUUAAUAUGUCUGCACGGAAGAAGAUUGCCUUGUGUUUGGCCUUGGGACUGGGUUCAAUAGCGUGUGCUAUGGCCGUUGUUAAAUGCCUUCAACUGCCUGGUCUUUCCAAUAAAACGGACCCUACUUACGCAACCGCAGAGCUCGUCAUCUGGACAUGGUAUGUGUCUCUCUGCUCCCAGAUCGAGAUCGAUUCUCGUCUAACCAUGUGGAACGGUAGUAUCGAAUCCAAUGUCGUCAUCAUGGCCUCCUGCAUACCCACCCUACACCCUCUACUUGAAAUAACCCUCGGAAGACGAUCCCUACGCUCCUGGAGCGCAAGCCGGGACAACUACAAAAACAGCAGCAGCAGCAUGCCUGGCGCAUCCUACAACCGAAGUAAACGGUCGAAUCCCCGGAAACCAGAUCUCACCAUCACCAAUGUAGGAAGCCAAGAAAACAUCCUCCGCCCGGACGAACUUGCACUGAGCCAGAUUCACCGGACGGACAACGUCACGGUGCAAUACGAAUCACGGUCGGGGGCCGCUGAGGAACGGACGUCUUGGUGA
Molecule: messenger RNA, 1158 nt
Organism: Aspergillus ruber CBS 135680
Lineage: Eukaryota; Fungi; Ascomycota; Eurotiomycetes; Eurotiales; Aspergillaceae
Exons: 5
Coding region: 1-1158 (385 amino acids)
Source: RefSeq, a predicted model, not a curated record